Molecule: messenger RNA, 2870 nt
Organism: Trifolium pratense (red clover)
Lineage: Eukaryota; Viridiplantae; Streptophyta; Magnoliopsida; Fabales; Fabaceae
Product: sulfite reductase [ferredoxin], chloroplastic
Biological process (GO): sulfate assimilation
Cellular component (GO): sulfite reductase complex (NADPH); chloroplast stroma
Molecular function (GO): sulfite reductase (ferredoxin) activity; 4 iron, 4 sulfur cluster binding; heme binding
Source: RefSeq, a predicted model, not a curated record
AACCGAAUAUUAAUAUUACAGCACUCACUUUAAUAUGCUCCCGUGGUAGCCACGUGACUUCGCACCCACACGCACAACACAACAAACAAAUCCAACUUUGCCUUCGCCCUUUCACUCAAUCAAUCUAACACUCCAAUUUUCAUUUCACUUCUAUAAACUUUUUUUAUAUCAAAAUUCACUACUAUAAAGUUGCGUUGUGGUACCAAUUCAAUUGAAUUUGAUUAUUAUUAUUAAUACAGAUAAAAUUAUUCGGUUGCAGAAAGCAUCUAUAGCACUCACUCACUGUGUUCGUUCAUUUUCACUCUCAGACUCAGAACCAACGCAGCCAAAACCAAAACCAAAACCAAAACCCUCUUUCUCUCUACCUCAUGACGACGUCGUUUUCAUCAGCGGCGCUCAGAGACCCCAAACUUCAGAUCCCUACCUACCACACCCUCAGCUCUUUAUCCGCCGCCACUUCUCUCAAUCGCAAUGCUCUCUCCAUCCCUUCCUCCACUCGCUCCUCCACUCUCAUCAUACGUGCUGUUUCCACGCCUGCAAAGUCUGAAACUGCAACUGAACAAAAGAGGAGUAAAGUUGAGAUAUUCAAAGAACAAAGUAAUUUCAUAAGAUAUCCUUUAAAUGAGGAUAUGUUAAAUGAUGCACCUAAUUUAAGCGAAGCCGCGACACAAUUGAUUAAGUUUCAUGGCAGUUAUCAACAGUAUAAUAGAGAUGAACGUGGUUCAAGGACUUAUUCGUUUAUGAUACGAACUAAGAAUCCUUGUGGUAAAGUUUCAAAUCAACUUUACUUGACUAUGGAUGAUCUUGCUGAUCAAUUUGGAAUUGGGACACUUCGUUUGACUACUAGACAGACGUUUCAGCUUCAUGGUGUUGUUAAGAAGGAUCUUAAACAUGUAAUGGCUACUAUUAUUAGAAAUAUGGGAUCGAGUCUCGGUGCUUGUGGGGAUUUGAAUAGAAAUGUGCUUGCUCCUGCUGCUCCCAUUUUCAGGAAAGAUUAUCUAUUUGCUCAACAAACUGCGGAGAAUAUUGCUGCACUUUUGGCUCCUCAGUCUGGUUUUUACUAUGAUGUUUGGGUAGAUGGGGAGAGAAUUAUGUCAGCGGAAUCGCCUGAGGUAGUUCAGGCACGAAAUGACAAUUCUCACGGUACAAACUUCACUGAUUCCCCUGAGCCCAUUUAUGGAACUCAGUUCUUGCCGAGGAAAUUCAAAAUUGCAGUUACAGUGCCGACUGAUAACUCUGUCGAUAUUCUCACAAAUGAUAUCGGUGUUGUUGUUGUUACUGAUGAUAAUGGAGAGCCUCAAGGAUUCAACUUAUAUGUUGGUGGGGGGAUGGGAAGAACGCAUAGGAUGGAAUCCACUUUCCCCCGAUUGGCUGAACCAUUGGGUUACGUGCCAAAAGAGGAUAUUUUGUAUGCAGUGAAAGCAAUUGUUGUUACACAACGAGAAAAUGGGAGAAGAGAUGACCGCAAGUAUAGUAGAAUGAAAUAUCUGAUCGACUCUUGGGGAAUAGAGAAGUUCAGAAAUGUAGUUGAGGAAUAUUAUGGCAAGAAGUUUGAACCUUUCCGCAGCUUGCCGGAAUGGGAAUUCAAAAGUUAUCUUGGAUGGCAUCAGCAGGGUGAUGGCGGUUUGUACUGUGGGCUUCAUGUGGACAAUGGUCGUAUUGGUGGAAAAAUGAAAACAGCACUGAGGGAGGUUAUUGAGAAGUAUCAUUUGAAUGUUAGGUUAACUCCAAAUCAGAACAUUAUAUUGACUGAUAUUCGUGCUGCAUGGAAACGCCCCAUCACAACCAUUCUUUCUCAGGCUGGUCUGCUGCAACCAAAAUAUGUAGAUCCCCUUAACGUAACGGCAAUGGCAUGCCCAGCUUUCCCAUUAUGUCCCCUGGCAAUUACUGAAGCUGAGCGUGGGAUACCAAGUAUUCUUAAGCGUAUUCGAGCCAUGUUUGAGAAGGUUGGUCUGAAGUAUAGCGAAUCCAUAGUUGUAAGGAUAACUGGCUGCCCUAAUGGUUGUGCUAGACCUUAUAUGGCUGAACUUGGUCUGGUUGGUGACGGCCCAAAUAGCUAUCAGGUUUGGCUUGGAGGCAGCAGUAACCAAACAUCAUUAGCUCGAACUUUCAUGGACAAGGUGAAGCUUCAUGACCUUGAAAAGGUUUUGGAGCCAUUGUUUUAUCAUUGGAAGCAAAAGCGUCAAUCUAAAGAAUCAUUUGGCAACUUCACAUCCCGACUGGGAUUUGAGAAGCUUAAAGAAUUUAUUGAGAAAUGGGAAGGUCCAGUAGUACCACAAACAACACGCCACAACCUUAAGCUUUUUACCGAUAAAGAGACAUACGAAGCAAUGGAUGGGUUAGCUAAGCUUCAAACAAGAAUGCUCAUCAGUUGGCCAUCGAAGUUAUCUGCAAUUAUGUUGCUUCCAACCAAAAUGGAAAAGGUGAAUCAUAUAAUUGACUUGGCCAAUGAAGAUGUAUUUGAUGUUGCAUUUUGGUUGACCGGGAAUGGCGACUGAGCAAAACUCUCUCGGUGCUGUUACUGUAUGGUAACUGUAUGGUAACCCUGAGGAUAGACUAAAUUAAUGUUUGGUUUUACUUGAUUUUGUAUAAAACAAGCUUUCAGCUAGAGUCUUUUGGUGCUUUAUUUUCAUUAUGAGCUUUUCUGAAGACAAAAAUAAGUCUCUAUCUUUUGGGUUUACCACAACUUCAUGUAUUUCUUCAAUUAGUCCUGUUUGGCAAAAAUCUGUUGCUCAGUUUUGUUUUUGCUCUAUAAAGUUAAUCAAUCAGGAUUUACUAAUUGUAAUAAUAAUUAGUGAUUAGCUACAUAUUAUGGUGUAUCUGGGAACCAUACGAUGUGUUGGGCCGGAUUACAAGUAUCUAAUUUAUCA